Molecule: messenger RNA, 539 nt
Organism: Drosophila navojoa
Lineage: Eukaryota; Metazoa; Arthropoda; Insecta; Diptera; Drosophilidae
Source: RefSeq, a predicted model, not a curated record
UAUCAGCAUCAAGGUAAACGACUUCUCUGGCUGAUAUGGAAGCCCUUAGCUAUAAAAGCGUUUCACACAGAACCCAACAGCAUCAGUUGACCCCGUCAUCUUCAGCGCAAGACAACCAUCAGUCCCAACAAACCAACCCAACUCAACAUGUUCAAAUACAUCGCCAUUAUUGCCCUUCUGGUUGCCUCCGUCAGCGCCGGUCUCAUUGAGACUCACAGCGUGCUCCACGAGCCCGUGCUGGCCAAGGUGGGCACCGUUGUCCAUAGCGCUCCCUCGGCUGUCUCCCACCAGAGCAUCACCCAGGUCCACAGCAAGCCAGUCGUCCAGCACGUUGUUGCUCCCGUCCUGAAGACCACCAUCCACGCUGCUCCAGCUGUCCAUGCCGUCCAUGUUGCUCCUGCUGUGGUGCCAGUCGUCCACUCCGCUCCUCUGGUCAAGUCCGUGCUGCACACAGCUCCUCUGGCCUACACUCUGCAUCAUUAAGGACCUUUUAUGGACAUUGUUUUGUUAUGAUCAUAAAAAUAUGUAAAAUAAAAAAG